GCCAGAGCCUCUCCUCUUUCGGCCACGCUGCCCGGUGCAGCGCAGCGGCUGCACUCUCCCAGGCAGCCUCCAGCCACGCUGCCUGGGAGGGGACACUGCCUGGUGCAGCGCAGCAGGACGGAGCUCUGCCAGCUUCACAGUUCACUUCCCUGAGAGACUGGGACACUGUGAAAUCAGCGAGCAGCUUUUCACAAACAAAGCAGGACAGAGUAUUCAAGCAUUUCAUAGUUUGACAAGGUGGAGAGAAAAGACGGGUCACUUGAAUAUCCAGUAACUUGACCUUGAAGAGUUCACAUGAUGAGCUGAGCUUUAGCCAGCCACAUCAUCCUGUGAAGAUAAGACAGAUCAUAAAUUCCCUUUUUAAAGCUGAGCUGCAUCUCAAGUUGAUUAGAAGCUGCCUCAAGGAAACUACUGCUUCAGUCAGAAAAAUGGCAUUUGAUGGCAACUGGAAGGUAGACAGAAGUGAAAACUAUGAAAAGUUCAUGGAGCAGAUGGGUAUUAAUGUAAUGAAGAGAAAGCUAGGAGCCCAUGACAACCUGAAAAUCACUAUUCAGCAGGAAGGAAACAAAUUCACUGUGAAGGAAUCAAGUACUUUCCGCACCAUUGAAAUAAUAUUCAUGCUGGGAGUCAAUUUUGAAUACAGCCUGGCUGAUGGAACUGAGCUCGGUGGUACUUGGAACCUGGAAGGAAAUAAGCUUGUGGGAAAAUUCAACCGGAAAGAUAACGGGAAAGAGCUCCAGGCAUUCAGAGAAAUUGUAGGAGAUGAAUUAAUUCAGAUUUACAUAUAUGAAGGAGUUGAAGCCAAGAGAAUCUUUAAAAGGGUUUAAACCUCAAGCCCAGAAAGAAAUCUGAUGGUAGAAGAAUCAUGUUGUAUAUUUUCCCAACAAGCACCAAGUUACUGAUUGAUCAGUCUUGAUUUAAACACAGGCCAACAUUUUGCAUUUCCAGUCCUGCCAAUAUUACAUAUUUGUAUUAUAUAUCAAUAACUGUUUUGAUAUAUGGCAUUGUUAAGGGCUGUGAAAACUAUUUACAUUUUGUAAAUGAAAAUAAAUAUUGUUUCUGCACUGA
Molecule: messenger RNA, 1068 nt
Organism: Mauremys mutica (yellowpond turtle)
Lineage: Eukaryota; Metazoa; Chordata; Testudines; Geoemydidae
Gene: FABP2
Product: fatty acid binding protein 2
Exons: 6
Coding region: 429-827 (132 amino acids)
Biological process (GO): fatty acid transport
Cellular component (GO): cytosol; nucleus
Molecular function (GO): fatty acid binding
Source: RefSeq, a predicted model, not a curated record